Messenger RNA from Astyanax mexicanus (Mexican tetra), 7398 nucleotides. It is a transcript of the gene kif16ba, whose product is annotated as kinesin family member 16Ba. Gene Ontology annotation, biological process: microtubule-based movement. The transcript is spliced from 32 exons. Bases 327 to 4478 code for a protein of 1383 amino acids. The record is from RefSeq and is a predicted model, not a curated record. NCBI's taxonomy places the organism in Eukaryota, Metazoa, Chordata, Actinopteri, Characiformes, Acestrorhamphidae. Gene Ontology annotation, molecular function: microtubule motor activity; microtubule binding; phosphatidylinositol binding.
AGAAAGGGAGGCGCUUUAAAUACAGGAGUAAACAGAAAGAGAGGAAAGCCGCACUCCUCCUCUCUCUUUUUUCUCUCCCUCUCUCAGUUUAUUCCUCUUUUCAUCCCUCCAUCCCUCCAUUCACCUCCUCAUCCGCUCUCUCAGGGCUGCCGGGACUAUGCGGGUCCGGCCGGGAGCAGCGCUGUCCCGGUGACCGGGCUGUGUGCACCGGGGGGCGGGUAGAUGUAGCCGGGCUGUCCUGUCGCUUCUCCCCGCGGGUCUGGAACUGAAACCCGGGCUCUGUGUGGCUGUGAGUCCCCGGGUCUGCCGGGAGUACCGGUACCGGGAUGGCCUCGGUACGGGUGGCUGUGAGGGUCCGGCCCAUGAACACACGUGAGAAGGAGUUGUCUGCCCAGAGCAUCAUUGAGAUGCAAGGGAACAAAACCACCAUUACAAACUUAAAAAUUCCAGAUGGCGUGAGUGGAGACACCAUGAGAGAAAGAAAUAAGACCUUUACGUACGAUUUUUCCUACGAUUCAUGCGACCGAUCUAGCAUGCGCUUCGUCUCACAAGAGAAGGUGUUUAAGGACCUGGGCUCAGAUGUUCUGAAGGCAGCGUUUGAGGGUUAUAACGCCUGCAUCUUCGCUUAUGGACAGACCGGAUCAGGGAAGUCGUACACCAUGAUGGGGAAUCCUGGGGAUGUAGGACUGAUUCCUCGGAUUUGUGAAGGCCUGUUCACACGGAUUUCCGGAAUGACCUGCCGGGAUGAAGCUUCUUUCCGUACGGAGGUCAGUUAUUUGGAGAUUUAUAAUGAGCGAGUGCGAGAUCUACUGAGGAGGAAACUGGCCAAGACCUUCAACCUGCGGGUCAGAGAACAUCCCAAAGAUGGGCCUUAUGUAGAAGAUCUGUCCAAGCACCUGGUGCAGAACUACACAGACGUGGAGGAGCUGAUGGAGGCGGGGAACAUCAACCGCACCACGGCCAGCACCGGCAUGAACGACGCCAGCAGCCGCUCACACGCCAUCUUCACCAUCAACUUCACACAGGCUAAGUUUGAUGCAGAGAUGCCGUGUGAAACGGUCAGUAAGAUCCACCUAGUGGACCUGGCGGGCAGCGAGAGGGCCGACUCCACCGGAGCCACGGGGGUCCGCCUCAAAGAGGGAGGCAACAUCAACAAGAGCCUGGUUACCCUCGGCAACGUCAUAUCAGCCUUAGCUGAUAUGUCUCAGAUGGGGGGAGGGAACAGUCAGCUGAAGAAGAAGCAGGUGUUUGUUCCGUACAGAGACUCUGUUCUCACCUGGCUCCUCAAAGACAGUCUGGGAGGAAACUCCAAAACCAUCAUGAUCGCAACUGUCUCUCCUGCGGACGUGAACUACGGUGAAACGCUGAGCACGCUACGCUACGCUAACCGCGCCAAAAACAUCAUCAACAAACCCACCAUCAACGAGGACGCCAACGUGCGGCUGAUCCGCGAGCUGAGGGCCGAGAUCGCUCGCCUUAAAGCCCUGCUGGUGCAGGGGAACCAGAUAGCACUGCUGGACUCGCCCACAGCUCUGAGUAUGGAGGAAAAGCUGCACCAGAACGAGGCCAGGGUUCUAGAACUGACCAAGGAGUGGACAAACAAGUGGAACGAAACGCAGAACAUCCUCAAGGAGCAGACCCUGGCUCUGAGGAAAGAGGGGAUCGGUGUGGUUUUGGACUCUGAACUUCCUCAUCUUAUUGGUAUUGAUGAUGAUCUGCUCAGCACAGGCAUUAUUCUCUACCACCUGAAGGAGGGGAGAACAUUCGUAGGUCGCGAAGAUGCCUACAACGAGCAGGACAUCGUUCUGCAUGGUCUGGGUCUGGAGAGUGAGCACUGUGUGUUUGAGAAUCAGAACGGUACGGUGACUCUGGUUCCUCUGAAUGAAGCUCAGUGUUCUGUUAAUGGAGUUCAGAUCACUUUACCCUGCCAGCUCAACCAAGGUGCUGUAAUCCUGCUGGGCAGAACCAACAUGUUCAGAUUCAACCAUCCCAAAGAGGCGGCCAAACUACGAGAGAAGAGGAAGAGUGGUCUGCUGAGUUCUCUGAGUCUCUCUAUGACUGAUCUCUCCAAGUCCUGCGAGAACCUCUCCACAGUCAUGCUCUACAACCCCGGUCUCUUCACAGAAAAGGUGCCAGUCUUUUUCAGGCUGGAGUUUGAGAGGCAGCAGCGGGAGGAGCUGGAGAAACUGGAGCACAAAAAGCGUCUGAUUAAAGAGAUGGAGGAGAAGCAGAAGAGCGAGAAGGCGGAGCUUGAGCGGAUGCAGCAGGAGGUGGAGUCUCAGCGGAAGGAGUCCGAGCAGGUGCAGCGCCGCAUCCGGCAGCAGGAGGAGAGUCUGUGCAGACGCAGUCAGGACAUCGAGAGCAGGAUGAGGGACCUGAUCGCAGAGAAAGAACGAUUCCAGGAGGAGCGUGAGCGUGAGCAGCAGGAGCAGGAGCAGCACAGGCAGAGGAAACGGCAGCCAGAGCUCCAGAACCAGCAUUACCUGGAGGAGUCUCUGCUGGAGGAGUGUCUGCUGGAGGAGCCCCUGCUGGACGAGGAGGAGCUGGAAGUGUUGGAGGUGCUGGAGGUGCAGGAGGAGGAAGACGAGGAGGUGCAGGCCGAGCGGACGGAGCUGUUCAGGGAGCUGGAGCGGCUGAAGAGGGAGAGGCAGGAGCAGGUGGUUAAAAUCCAGCUGGAGAGAAGGCGUCUGGAGGAGCGUGAGCGGGAGCAGCUCUCCCUGGUGGGGCGCCUGGAGGAGCAGCUGCGGGAGCGCAGCGAGGAGGCGGCUUCUCUGCUGUCUCAGGACGAGCCGCGGCGGCUGCAGGACGAGCGCCGCACCCUGGCCGAGAUCAGAGAGGAGCUGCUGAGGGCCAAGGAGGCGCGGCUAGACGGACAGGAGGAGGAGGACGGGGGGGAGGAGGCGCUGAGGAGAGCCAGGGGGCGCUACAGGAGGUUUAAACAGGAGCAGGUGCAGGAGCUGGAGACGCUGGAGGAGGGGCUUAUCCAGCAGAGGGAGAGGCUGGAGAAGGAGGUGGCUAAUGAACGAGCCUCCAUCACCCUGAUGCAGCACUCGCACCGGGAGAAGCAGAGACUGGCGUAUGAGGCUGUAGAGCGUGGAACUCAGGACCCUUCCUCCCUGCUUCAGGAGGAGGCGCUGCUCUCUCAGGCUGAACACCGGCUGCAGUGUAAAGAGCGGCAGCUGCUCUGCCUGCGGCAGAACCACCUCCCAGCCGUCUCUGAGGAGCGGCAGAGGGCCGAGGAGGCUCUGGACAGGACGUGGGCCAGAGGAACCGGGGGCAAGAGUCUGGAGACCGAGCCCAGCCAGGAUCAGGUGGAGAAGGAGCUGGACGAGACGCUUUAUCAGAUCGAGAAGGAGCUGGAGGAGAAGGAGGACCGCCUGUUUCAGCACAGCGCCAACGCAGAGCAGCUCCAGCAGCUGCAGCAGACGUACGAGUUCACGGCGAACGUGGCGCGUCAGGAGGAGAAGGUGCGGCGGAAGGAGCAGGAGAUCCUGGAGACGCAGGAGAAGCAGCAGAGGGAGGCGCUGGAGCGAGCGGUGGCUCAGCUGGAGAGGAGGCACUCCGCCUUCCGCAGGAGCCUCAGCCUGGAGCCCGAACCCGAGGCCGGCCACCGGAGGAGCAUCGUCACCCUGCUGGGGGCCGAACUGGACCAGGAGAGGAUGGUGAGAGAGAUAGCUCAGCUGAAGCAGAGGAUCAGUGAGAGUGAGGGAAGUGGGCGGAGUCUGUCGGUCAGUAGUGAGGAUAAGAACGGAGUGACUAAUUGUCCAGUGAGCCCCAUCCAGGGUCUCCCUGCAAUGCUGCCUUUAACAGACGACAGGAUUAAUGCGUUUAUAGAAGAGGAGGUGCAGAGGAGGCUGCAUCAGAUAAACCUCCUGAACGGAGGAAACAUCAACAAUCUCUCGAUCUCCUCAGACUCACUGCUGGAGGCGGAGGAGGUUAGUGAGAAUAACAAUGUAAAAGUGAAGGAUGAGGAUAGCUAUACGCACCGUGUGGACCCCCGCAGACAGAAGUAUGAGCGUAUGGUAUCUGUAUACUCCAAUCUCCGUCAGGACUGUCUGAAGGAUCCGGUGAAGAUCAGCAUCCCGCGCUACGUUCUCCGCGGGCAGGGUAAAGACGAGCACUACGAGUUCGAAGUGAAGAUCACGGUUCUGGAUGAGACGUGGACCGUGUUUCGGCGGUACAGCCGCUUUAGGGAAAUGCACAAAUCCCUGAAGAUGAAGUAUCCGGAGCUCGGAGCUCUGGAGUUCCCUCCCAAAAAGCUCUUUGGUAACCGGGAUGAGCGUAUGGUGGCUGAGCGACGAAAUCACCUGGAACUCUAUCUGAGGAACUUCUUCCAGGUGAUGCUGUCCUCCUCCUCUUCCUCUCCUCUCCGGAUGGACGAGGACUCCGGCAUGCAUCUCUCCAAACACGCCGUGUGCGACAUCUCGCCUUUCUUCAAGAAGGGGGUGUUCGACUACAGCAGCCACGGAACAGGCUGAACACACACACCGAUACACACACACACACACACACAGUAUCUCACAACAGAAGCAUCACAGAUCAUCACCAAACAUCAUCACUGUCAUAUUAAAGCCUCAGCACUACUCCAGAACUGAAGCUGAUUGGCUGUAUUGAUGAGCGUUCUGUGAUUAAUAGGAGCAGAAUCGAGAUUUUAUCUGGGAUUUGUUGGGAUUUUGAGAGAUUUUGUUAUAUUAACACACUUUUUUCUCAUUUUUCAGGGAGGUUUUGCUAUGAUAGUGGUGAUUUACACACUUGCAGGUGUGUCCACCUGCCUGAUCACUACAAAACACACCCAUACACACUUUAAACACACUUUAAACACAAUUUAAACACACUCAUUCACUCAGGAGAGGUAUGAAUUGUAUUGAGGCCUGUUCCCAAGAACCCAAGAAACCCAAAGUGCUUUUCUCAGUGCCUUUGGUGAUCCUACACUUUAUGGACUGAACGUUACAGAUUGACUGGACUGUCAGCGUCUGUCCUCUCUCUCUUUAUCUUUCUUUUUUUGCUUUAUUUUCCUCUUUUAUUCAACAUUUACACUUUUCAGUCCCUCCCCCUUGUUGCUGCAUCACCCAGAAUCAAUCACAAGUGCUUGACUGUUUGUUUUUAACACUAAAACAACAAUUAUAACCACUAAUGCUGUUGAUUGACACUAGUAUCGUGUCCCAUGACUUUUACCAUGUCUCACAGAAGCUGAAGAACACUCAUUAACAGCGUUCGGCUCACUCUGAGUGUAUCUGCAGUAGAGAAAUGGACUUCAGUUGUAUCUAAAGUCUUCCGAAAACACUCUCAGUGCCACAUUUUUCUCCAUUUUUACACUAAUAGAACUAAUAAUAAUGAAAAUAUAUAAAAAAAAAAUAAUGAAUACAAAAACUCUUGCCAUAAGUAGUUGGACCCCUACAGAAGUUUAUAUGUAGCCACAUAUUCCAUAACUUGCAUCCAGGCAGUGCUGCCAGUUUUGUAGCUUUAUAGCAACAGCAAUAGGCCGCCAUGUCGCAUAAUAAUGAAUGAUUAAUGAUUAAAAAAAAAAAGCUUUAAAGGUGUAUAAUAACAUCCUAAGCAUCACUUUUAUGCAAUACAAAACUGAAUAAUGUCUCAUUAUAGUGUGUGUACUUUUAAUCUGUCCAGGCUCCGCCCACAAAUGCCUUUUCUUUUAUAACAAAUGUAGCUCGGUUAAAUAAACUGUAAAGAUUGCUGUUAGCACAAUCGCAUUCAAGUUAACGGGGUCUUCAGUUCAAUUCCCUAUAUGGGUCGAGCUUCUGUGUCGUCUUCCAAGGAUUCUGGUUUCCUAACAAUGUCUAAAACAUGGAGAUCAGUUCAUUUAUCUGGUAAUCAGGAUAAUUUACCAGAAAGAUUUAAUACUAUAUGUGUAUGUGUGACUGUAUGCCCAUAUAUGGAUUGGCACUCUCUCCUGGGUCAACUCCUUAGUGGUGGAUAUAGUCCUCCAGGUGGACGGUGGUUUCUGGUUAAGAGUAUGCUUGGCUGUGCAUGAUUGGCUGCUGCUUCUUCUCAUCUCAGCGUUUUAUAAUUUUUUUUUAAAAUACAUUAAACAUGAACCAAAACGGCUCAAGUACUUAUUUAAAAAAAAAAAUCAGUACCGUAUUUUUUGCACUAUAAGGUGCACCGAAUUAUAAGGCGCAUUUUAUGCGACACUAGUAAGGAACAGGGGUGUCGCCAUGUUUUCCUUCUAAUUCACCAGGUCUCACUGGUGCUGGUGGUAGUUAAGUAGUUACUUUAAAAGUCAGGUAAAGCUAAGCUAAGUAAACAAAACUGUAAUUCUUAAAUAAAAACAUUUCCUUUUAAAGUCAAACAAGUGCUGAAUGUUAAUCUACACAGAUUUAUCUCCUGAAAACUGUUCAUUUGGGUGAGUAAAGCACUUCUGUUUAUAAUGCUUAGAUUUCCAGAUUUAUUAGCAUUAGUGGCUAACCGGUUAGCAGCUAAUGCCCUCCCCCAACAGCGCUACACUGAGGAACCCUGAAUGUUCCGGUAAGCCUGGGUGAUGUUAGCUAGCGGUUCUAAAUGCGCAGGCUACAGUCUGAUUUACACACCUCUGUAUGGCAAAAGAGCUAUUACUUUGCGUUGUUAGCGGCUAAUGCUAAUACUGCUUCAUUCUCGGUGCAGGAGAACUAAACUAAAACUCCUGUAUAACUCUGUACUUCAGCAGAGUGGCUUUACUGCUCCUUAAUACCUGACUGGUAGAAUUUAUACAUAAGGAGCACCUGAUUAUAAGGCUCACUGACAAUUUUUUGGAUAAUUAAAGUAUUUUAAAUGCGCCUUAUAAUGCAGAAAAUACAGUACAUCAGUGGAAAUACAAAUGAUAAAAUUGGUGAAAAAUAAGAACCCUACACUAUAAGAAAUUCUACACUAAUCUGUUUCUACCCAUUAGUUAGGACACUAUCACAAUGUAAAUGCAUCUUCUUAAGCUGCUGCUGAUGUUAUAAUCGUAUUGUACAGCUCAACACGCUUGGAGGAGAACACUAAGUGCCAGUUCUGGUACUUCAUUCAGAGAGUAAGGCAAGUAAUAGACAGCUGUGGCAUCACCAGAACUCCUAAGAAUGGGGCAGCACUUAGACAGUUGCACCACCUGAGUACUCAAGAUUUCUCCAUUCUCUUCAUUGUCUAUAUGUUAAAAAAUAAAACUGACAAUACAUUAUGACCACUAUGAAUGAUUGUACUGUAUGAUAAACUGGACUAAUACUGGAAUUAUUAGUUAUUCAUUAUAUCUGUGGUCUGAAAAGCUCCUCUAAAAGCCAUAUGUGUAGAAUCAGCUAUGUGAGUUUGUAUAUAUUACAUUAGGCAUUGAGUUUUUAUAAGGUGUGUAAUGCAGUACAGGUUUAGUAGGAGUGGUGAAAGGGACUGUACAGGUAUGUUAGUUCAUUUUAUUUUCAAUCUAGACAAAAU